This is a messenger RNA of Puccinia graminis f. sp. tritici CRL 75-36-700-3, 432 nucleotides long. RefSeq lists its product as uncharacterized. The transcript is spliced from 3 exons. Lineage: Eukaryota; Fungi; Basidiomycota; Pucciniomycetes; Pucciniales; Pucciniaceae. The coding region runs from base 1 to 432 and encodes 143 amino acids. The record is from RefSeq and is a predicted model, not a curated record.
AUGGCCGAGCCGUCGUUGAAUCGCCGAGAAUCCCUCCGAGUCGCGGCAGCCGGGAAUCUCAGACGCGAUUACCCCGACCCUCAAGUUUCAACGCCCAGGACACCUGAGGCCCAGCCGCGCAGGGGCCAUAGCCCUCACCGAUCCUGCCAGCUCUGUGACGCCUUCUUAGCGACCCGGCCCCUGCAGUCGCAGACGCCAUCUCGUGACGCAACCGAGACAGAUGACGCCUCCGGUCUCCAGGCGCCUCGGGCAUCCACUUCCUCCUGGCGCAAGUACGACGACACCGCGGCCAGACAGACCUCAUGUCGUCGGUCGACCGCAGGGAUCGCCCCCGGCACGCAUCUAGUCAGCGUCGCGCCGGGACGGCGGUCGAGCUUUCUUCGAUCCGCCCCGCUGUGUACUGCGUGUCAGCACUUCCUCAUGAGUUACUGA